UUGAGAAAUCAUGCAGUGUUCAUGGACAUGGUGAAAAAUGGGAUCCAGUAUCUAAAUCAGUGAAAGGAAACACCGAGUUAGAGCCGGAUACCAUGAUAAAACUUAUUAGGAAAGGUUGUCUAAGAUUGGUCACAGAAGAUGAUGCAAUUCGUGUUUAUCACACUAUGGAGAAUGCACGAGUAUAUCAUGGACGAGAAAUGCAAUUUUUUGAAAUCACAGCUGAGCUUGCUCCAGCCGUUGAGUUUUUAGUACACAGCUAUCCAGAAUUCACGAGUGUGGCGAGUCUCCCGGCCGAUACCGUCGCGGAACAAGUGGAGAUCGCCAGCAUGCUGUACGAUAAAGGACUGUUGAUAACUGGUGAACCUCUAGAAUCUAUGCAUGAAAAUUGUGACUCAAGUGAUGAGAAUAAUUGUGAUGACAAUAGUUAAACAGUUCUAUGCAUGAAAAAUGUUCGUUUAUUUGUUUUAUGUUUUGCAAUGAUCCUGAUUAAGGAUUUGAAAAAACGCUUGAGGAUGAAAUCUUCAGAAAAAGAUACUUGUGUAUUUGUGACACGUUGUACACUAAAGACGCAAAUUGGGACAUGAUGUUGUUCUUUAUAACAAGUAAUAUUUUAAACAUUAUUAUUCGUUUUAAAUGUUUGUUCAUGUCGAUUACACAUUUUGACAAUUAUUCAGUUUUCAUAUCCAGGAAAAACCAGAUAAGCUGAAAAUUCAGAAAUGUUGAAAUUGUUACUUAAUGCCCAAUUAGUGUCUUUUUGCCCAACAUGUUAACAUUUUUUGAAGUACUUAACAUAUGUGCUUACAAGGGAGUCAGAUAUUGUUAAAGCUAUUUUUAGAAAAGAAUAUUUGUGCAGAACAGACUUGAUUAAAGAAGAAAGAUAAGCAAGUCUGAAUAUUAAGACAUCACAGAUUUUCAUGUUACAACAAUUAUUUUGCCAUAGAGCUUAUAUACUUGAAUUUUUUUAGUUGAAAUUAAAAGAAAGUUUGGUUUAGGGAAUUUUUUCAAUACAUAUUCAUAAACAUGUAUGUAUAAAAACAAAUUGCCAUCAUGCAUAUAAAAUUUUGAUACUUCUUUGACGUUUACCUUGACAUACUUACCUCCAACAAUGGUGAGUUAGGUACCUGAAAAAGAUAACUUCAUUUAUUUAGGGAAAGAUAUCAAUCUAAAACUGCUUGUAAAGGUAUUUCAGAGCAUUUUGUUUUUUUUUGCAUCAUUGUUGUCUGAAAACCAUUAUAUGACCUUCGACCUUUAACCUAGAGCUAUUGAUUAGGCUAUGUCACCAGUAUAGAGUGAGGUCAGCCAGCAUAUCUGUGCAGUCUGAUCAGGAUCUAUACUGAAUGUGACUCAGAUUUUGUACAUUGAUAUUGAAAUCCUUCUAUUUUUAAAUGGACUGUUCCAAAUUCAAAGCUGGACAAGUCUAUUAAAGAAAUUCAGCAGGGUAAAUGUUAAAGUGUUAACAUGACAUAAGUUUAUAAAUAGAAUGCAAUGAGAAAAUAUUUUCAGACAUAUUACUGCUGUUGACUUAUUGAAAAAUAUGAAGUAAUAAUUAUCUACGGGGGCCAUGAUUUGUUACCCUAAGCAUUUUACAGUGCUAGUUUGAUACACUGUAUUUUUUCUAAUGAUCCAAGCAAUCUAUGUUGAAGAAAUUUUGGUAGAUACAUUUAAUUUACCUUGAUGUUUAAAAAGUAUCCAACUGUUUUCUUUCUAAACAGACAUUUGUUGUGACUUUCUGACCAAUUACACAGUACAGUGCUGACUCUAGGACAGGGACAUAUUUGGGGCACCUGACGAUAUGUAUGUGCCUGAGAUGUGUUCGAUAUAUUACAUAGAUGUAUGUAAUUAAGUGUUUUGGUUUUUGUUAAUCAAAGAGGAGAAAAAAAAUUUAAAUAUGUUUAUUCUUGAAUUAUUGUCUUUGUUCACAGAUAACAUUAAGAAGCUCUUAUUGAUGUUCAUUGUAAAAUUUGCAAUUGAAAGUGAUUUUUGUGAGAUCUGUAUUUUAAAAUUUUUAAUGGGAAUACUAAAGCUUAUGCAUGUAGUUAAACCAUGUUAUCUUAUAACUUGCCUAUUGUUAUUUUAAUCAUCACCUUUUUUGUUAUUCUUUAGUUUAAUUUUUGCACACUUUGAUAUCAAUUUUUCAAUUUUCAGGUAACACUUUAAAGGAACAUUUUAGUCGCCAAAAUGCUUUUUUUUUCUCAAAAGCUUUUUUAAUGUACAGUUACAGUUUAGGAAAGAGCACUCACAUUGGCAAUACAACUUAACAAUUUUAUUGCAACCCUUAAUAUAUAUUUCAGCAAUUUGUUUGAUAAACAUACUGUAUGAAAGACUGAAUACAAUUUUGUUUAUGUUUUGCUACUUUAAUGACAAAGUAUUUCAGAUUCAAUAAUGCUAUCUUUAUUUGAUGAUAAAAAGCAUCUAUUAUAUUCCAAACUUAUUAUAAACCAAAAUCAUAUGGGCAAAAACUUGUUAGAGAUAACAAAUUUGACCAAUUCUUAUUAAAACUUUGCUUGAAUUUUAAGAUGAAAUGAAAUACAAGUUAAGUAUCAUGAUAAAGAAAAGAAGUUAAAAACUAGAAACAUGGUUUGAAGCCAAUUAGAAUUCAGUUUACUAUGGAGAACAGACAUAUAAUAUACUUUAUGAGUAAAACUUUAAAGGCCCAUUAUGCCUCAGAAAUGCUUUUAUUUAUGUUUCUUAAAAGCUUUUCAAUUUUGGUGUGCUUUUUAGUAUCCAAAAAGUUACUUAUUGGCUUAUUACCUUAAUAAUAUUUUUCACCUGUUGCUUUUUGGCAAUAAGUACAGUUAUAGUGAACUGGUAUUUUAUAUGGAAGUCAAAAUACUACUGUUUUUACAUUUUGCUACUUUUAUGACAACUAAUUUCACAUUUAGAGUUACUUUCAUCAGGUAACAAGUAGCGAACAUUCUCUAAAACUGUUAUUUAAACAUUAUAAAAUUCAUGUUUGCCCUUUCUGAGGAAGUAAAAUUUAUUUGUUUCUGAGGCAUAACGUACCUUUAACUAAUAUAAUUUACAUUUCAUUGGUAUUAAGUUUUGUAGACUUCGGAUACGGUGAUAAGAGGAGUUGAUUAUGUCAUUGAAUUCAAUAAAAAACUAUUACAUUUUA
Messenger RNA from Ruditapes philippinarum (Manila clam), 3115 nucleotides. Its product is annotated as ribosomal oxygenase 1-like. Gene Ontology annotation, molecular function: histone H3K36 demethylase activity; histone H3K4 demethylase activity. The record is from RefSeq and is a predicted model, not a curated record. NCBI's taxonomy places the organism in Eukaryota, Metazoa, Mollusca, Bivalvia, Venerida, Veneridae. Gene Ontology annotation, cellular component: nucleolus.